UCGUCUGCGCAUGCGUCCGGAGAAGCCCUGACAGACGUAAGAUGGCGGCGUCUCUGCUGCGGUGUCUGCGGGUCGGUGCGGGUCGCGCGUUAAACGGUAUCAAACCGGCACCAUGUCUUGUCCAGACUCAGGCCCGGAACCAGAGCUCCGAAAACAAACCCACCGUCCGGCCGGCAGACUCUGUGGUGCACAAUCAGCUGUCGGCCUUCGGGGAGUAUGUGGCCGAGAUCCUGCCCAAGUACAUCCAGCAAGUCCAGGUGACGUGUUUUAACGAGCUGGAGCUGAUGAUUCACCCAGACGGGGUCAUCCCGGUUCUCACCUUCCUCAGGGACCACACCAACGCCCAGUACAGGAACAUGAUCGACCUGACGGCUGUGGACAUCCCCACACGGGCAAACCGCUUUGAGAUCGUGUAUAACCUGCUGUCUCUGCGCUUUAACUCUCGUAUCCGAGUGAAGACGUACACAGACGAGCUGACCGCGCUCGACUCCGCUGUGCCCGUCCACAAAGCCGCCAACUGGUACGAACGCGAGGUGUGGGACAUGUACGGCGUGUUCUUCUCGAAUCAUCCCGACCUGAGGCGGAUCCUCACAGAUUACGGCUUCGAGGGACAUCCCUUCAGGAAGGACUUCCCCCUGUCCGGAUACGUGGAGGUUCGGUACGACGACGAGCUGAAGCGGGUGGUGGCCGAGCCGGUGGAGCUGGCGCAGGAGUUCCGGAAGUACGACCUGAACACGCCGUGGGAGGUUUUCCCCGCCCACAGGGACAAGACCACGCCCUCUCUGCCCAAGGGGGAGGAGCCAAAGUGACGAGCCACGCCCCCUCCUGUGUUUAUUUAAUCCUUUUACUCAUUGUAUCUGUACAUAACAAUAAAAACACAAAUGGA
Molecule: messenger RNA, 886 nt
Organism: Boleophthalmus pectinirostris (great blue-spotted mudskipper)
Lineage: Eukaryota; Metazoa; Chordata; Actinopteri; Gobiiformes; Gobiidae
Gene: ndufs3
Product: NADH:ubiquinone oxidoreductase core subunit S3
Exons: 7
Coding region: 42-809 (255 amino acids)
Molecular function (GO): NADH dehydrogenase (ubiquinone) activity
Source: RefSeq, a predicted model, not a curated record